AUGAUGCAAAGUGGGUUAUUUAGAUUUGUUUUGAUCGGACCAGAUAACGUUGUCAAGAAAUGGAUUGUUGAUUUCAAGGUGACACCACCGGUUAUUGCCGAAACGGGUGAAGGUAAUGUAGAUGUCGAAAUGACAAUGAAAGAUUCUGAUUUUAUGAAAAUUUUUACUGGAAAAUUGCAACCGGAUCAGGUAAAUAUGCUCAUUUGA
Molecule: messenger RNA, 207 nt
Organism: Loa loa (African eye worm)
Lineage: Eukaryota; Metazoa; Nematoda; Chromadorea; Rhabditida; Onchocercidae
Exons: 2
Coding region: 1-207 (68 amino acids)
Source: RefSeq, a predicted model, not a curated record